Cyphellophora attinorum is the source of this 1722-nucleotide messenger RNA. RefSeq lists its product as uncharacterized. The record is from RefSeq and is a predicted model, not a curated record. Bases 1 to 1722 code for a protein of 573 amino acids. The transcript has 3 exons. Lineage: Eukaryota; Fungi; Ascomycota; Eurotiomycetes; Chaetothyriales; Cyphellophoraceae.
AUGGACGUUAGAUCUCCUCUUAAAUUCAUUUUGUCCGGUCAUGGACAGGAGCAGAGCAUUCGAGCACGGGAACUUGAAGCCUCCAGCAUCAGGUCCCACGCAAGUCGGAUCUCGCAUCGCCGGAUUAUCUUGAAACGCUCCCAUCACCCAACAACUCACGGCGAGCAUGGAUCAUAUCAGCUUUCGAAUGGUACUUUUUCUGGCCCAGGCAAUGUGGAUCUCCUGGAUGUGCCUGUACCCUCUCAGCUGGCGCAAGCGGUGGCCAUCAACAUACAUCCGGAUGCAGUUAGAACUCCUGCGGACGACAGCAGAGCCCCUAAUCCCGACUUCAACGGCAGUGCCGAGUUUUCGGAUCACUUUCGCGAGCCAGGAGCCUUCGACAGCCCCACCAGUGACAACAGCGUGGUCGAAGGGGCUGCCAAAAUAGACAAGGACAAGAAAGACACUGGACCGGAUAAGUUAGGCGCUGAGCAGCUCAUCAGAGAUAGCUGGAUGAACGCACCUAUAGAGCGCUGGGGUAAGGGUCAGAGGUUGGAUCCAUUCAACUGCAUCCCUGGAAGUGAGCAAGAGUUCGCGCGUAUCGGUCUCGAUUUUCUGACGGUAACGCAAUGGUGCUGGCCUGCAUAUGCCUCCAUAGGACGAGCGUUCGACAUGAAAGUUUCCUAUCACUGUGCCUGGCUGCUCGAACAGCUCUCGAAGUGCGAAAGCUUGUUCAAUAUCAUCGUAGCUCAUAUGAAGGCAUUGCACGACAGUGUGACGAGACCUGAGGAUGAGCCGCGGAGGGAAGUCGAUAUGCACAAAAGCCGGGCGAUUGCAUUGCUGCGUCGAAGGAUGAUGCAGCCACGCGCAGAGGAGGACGAUGGGGUGUUGUUGACAAUCAUUUAUUUGUCGCACCAUGAGGCAGCCAUGGGCGACCUGGCAGCUUCAGCGGUACACAGACAAACCUUGCUGCAGCUGCUUGGCCAGAGGGGAGGAAUGAAGUCUUGGAAAAGUGAUUCAGGUACCAGAGCGGUGGUAGGCAUUUUCCGAGACCUGUCCACGACAUUCAUUGACGGUCCGAAUGAGUCCUCGGGUCAUUACCCGCAAUUGCCGAUGUCGAUCGAUCAGCUUUCAUCGUUUUAUCGAUUACCUGGCGGGUUUCAGGAGCUUGCGUUGCUGGGAAUGCUCACAAUGGAGACAAUCGACAUCAUACUUCAGAUUCAGAAGAUGCGGAAAGGACGAACCUACCAGAUGGGCCACCCUCACCGCUCCUUCUCUGAGGGACCAACAAAAGACCACAAAUACGACAACCUCUCAGAGGCGUGCCCAGGAUUGAACAUACCAGAUGGUCCAGAAGGUCCUGCGCUAGAGAGACUUCUCUGUACAUUGCUCAUGAAGCUGUGUAUCGACAAGACGCAUCGAUAUGGCUAUCCAGGAUCCAUGUAUCAAGGAGUCGUCAUCAAAUUGCACAAGCUACUGCCACUAGCAACACCGCCAUCGGAAGGCCCAGGCAGAUCGUGUCUGCUCUGGAUAUCCCUGAUGAUGACAGACUCAUGGCCAAAACAAUCUGAGCAGACUGCCAUGUGGCUGCAGCAGGUUCGUUGCUGGUUCCCAGAGAUCGGCAGCUGGGAGGUUGCCGACUUUGAGCAAUUUGGUAAGAAGUACAUCUGGACCGCUGAAAUAGCUAAGCUGGUUGCGAAGCACUGGCCAAUUGUGCAGGAGGAUGGCGACGAAUCUCCCUAA